Trichomonas vaginalis G3 is the source of this 399-nucleotide messenger RNA. Its product is annotated as gag-polypeptide of LTR copia-type retrotransposon (UBN2 2) family. NCBI's taxonomy places the organism in Eukaryota, Parabasalia, Trichomonadida, Trichomonadidae. The record is from RefSeq and is a predicted model, not a curated record. Gene Ontology annotation, biological process: DNA integration. Gene Ontology annotation, molecular function: nucleic acid binding. Bases 1 to 399 code for a protein of 132 amino acids. The transcript has a single exon.
AUGAAGCAUACUGCUCAUUCUUUCAGACACGCAAUACAAAAAUCACGAUUAGUUCCGCAUACAAUAAUGACCGACAAUGGAACUGAAUACGUGGAAAGAGACUUUGAACAAAUCUGCUCAGACUACCAGAUCAAGCACAAUACCACUCAUCCGUACACACCGGAAGAGAAUGGUAAAAUCGAAAGAUGCUGGGAGACUUUGUUCAAAGCCAAUCCCGGAGUUCAACCAUUGGAGUUUAUACCAAAAGUUAUACAAGAGUACAAUGAAGUUUGGAAACAUUCUUCAUUGGAAAAAAAUUUUGGAGAGAAAUUAAUUCCUCUACAAGUUUGGAAUCGCGAAGCAAAAUGGACAAAGGAACUAUAUCCCGAGCCUACUAUAAUCAUCGAGAAAAGAGUUUGA